AUCAACCGAUAACACAAGAACACGCCGUCUAAAUUGGAGUGCUUUGGCCUCGAGGAAGUUGACCUGUGCUGAAAAACUGCUUUCAGUUUCCACUGUGGAAGGAUGGCCGGAGUUGACGCAUCGGAAUCGAUUCACCCUUUCAUACCUGCAGAUCUCAUUCUGCAGGAUUAUGUGCCGAUUAUACUCUCUCAAUCUACAAUUCUCAGUGUUUAUGGCUGCGCUUCCCUCCUUGUCGUCUCCUUCGUCUGGAUCCUCGCCGGGCGAUUUCGUAGAAUAACAAAACUUGACAAAGUUCUAAUGUGCUGGUGGGUUUUCACUGGGCUCACCCACAUGAUCCUCGAGGGUUACUUUGUUUUCACUCCAGAAUUUUUCAAGCAGACAUCUCCCACUUACCUUGCAGAAGUUUGGAAAGAAUACAGCAAAGGUGACUCCAGAUACGUUGGAAGAGAUUCAGCUGUAGUUGCCAUUGAAGGAAUCACAGCUGUUCUUGAGGGUCCAGCUUGCAUUCUAGCUGCGUAUGCUAUAGCAACAAGAAAGUCAUAUAGUCAUAUUCUUCAAAUAGCUAUUGCUCUUGGACAACUGUAUGGGACAGCUGUCUAUUUUGUAACUUCAUACUUAGAAGGUGAUAACUUUGCUGCAAGUCCGUUUUAUUACUAUUCUUAUUACAUCUUUGCAAAUUCAUUUUGGGUGUGGAUACCUUCACUGAUUGUCAUCCGAUCGUGGAAGAAGAUAUGUGCUGCUGUAGACAACACACAAGAACACAAAAAGACCAAAACGCGAUAGUUAAAACUACUUCCUUAUUGUUAUUGUUAUUGUUAUAAUUUAUGAUUAUUAGCCCUGUAUUGUUAUUUAUUUUGGAAGCGUUUGUUU
Molecule: messenger RNA, 870 nt
Organism: Lactuca virosa
Lineage: Eukaryota; Viridiplantae; Streptophyta; Magnoliopsida; Asterales; Asteraceae
Source: the annotation of a GenBank genome assembly